Merops nubicus (carmine bee-eater) is the source of this 1042-nucleotide messenger RNA. RefSeq names its product frizzled-9. Gene Ontology annotation, molecular function: Wnt receptor activity; Wnt-protein binding. Lineage: Eukaryota; Metazoa; Chordata; Aves; Coraciiformes; Meropidae. The annotation marks the transcript as partial. The record is from RefSeq and is a predicted model, not a curated record. Gene Ontology annotation, cellular component: plasma membrane. The transcript has 2 exons. Gene Ontology annotation, biological process: non-canonical Wnt signaling pathway; canonical Wnt signaling pathway.
CCGGGCGCCGCCGAGGGGCGAGGAGCCAACGGCCUGGGGGCCUGCGAGAACCCCGAGAAGUUCCAGUACGUGGAGAAGAGCCUCUCCUGCGCGCCCAGGUGCUCCCCCGGGGUGGACGUCUACUGGUCCCGGGAGGACAAGGACUUCGCCUUCAUCUGGAUGGCCGUCUGGUCCACCCUCUGCUUUGUCUCCACCGCUUUCACCGUCCUCACCUUCCUGCUCGACCCCCACCGCUUCCAGUACCCCGAGCGGCCCAUCAUCUUCCUCUCCAUGUGCUACAACGUCUACUCCGUGGCCUUCAUCAUUCGCUCGGUGGCGGGGGCCGAGAACAUCGCCUGCGACCGGGAGAACGGCGAGCUCUACAUCAUCCAGGAGGGGCUGGAGAGCACGGGCUGCACCAUCGUCUUCCUCAUCCUCUACUACUUCGGCAUGGCCAGCUCGCUCUGGUGGGUCGUCCUCACCCUCACCUGGUUCCUGGCCGCCGGGAAGAAGUGGGGGCACGAGGCCAUCGAGGCCCACAGCACGGGGCUGUGCUACGUGGGGAGCAUGGACGUCAGCGCCCUGACGGGCUUCGUCCUCAUCCCGCUCUCCUGCUACCUGGUCGUCGGCACCUCCUUCAUCCUCACGGGCUUCGUCGCCCUCUUCCACAUCCGGAAGAUCAUGAAGACGGGCGGCACCAACACGGAGAAGCUGGAGAAGCUGAUGGUGAAGAUCGGGGUCUUCUCUAUCCUCUACACCGUCCCGGCCACCUGCGUCAUCGUCUGCUACUUCUACGAGCGGCUGAACGUGGAUUACUGGAACCUCAGGGCCCUGGAGCAGGGCUGCCUGCACCUCCCCGGCCGCCGCGCCGCCAACUGCUCCUUGGAGGCCUCGGUGCCCACCGUGGCCGUCUUUAUGCUAAAGAUUUUCAUGUCGCUGGUGGUGGGCAUCACCAGCGGGGUGUGGGUGUGGAGCUCCAAGACGCUGCAGACCUGGCAGAGCCUUUGCAACAGAAAGCUGGGCGUGAGGACGAGGGGCAAGCCCUGCAGCGGGGUGAGCUGCG